UGAUAUUCUUCAGAGACUACAUACUGUGGUAAAAGAAAAAGAAGAGUUGCAGCAACUGGAGAUUGAACUACGGGCUCAGCUCAUUGCAAGAUCAGAGAUUAUGGAAAUACGGAAUACUUUUGAUGCUCAGAUGAAAGAGCACGCCAAUACCAAUGCUAAGUUUCAGGAGCAAAUACAUGAAAGGGAUCAGAAGAUUUAUGAGUUGGAGAGGAGGAUGGAAGAGAAAGAAAGGGAACUGCAUGCAAUUAGACUGGACAAUGAAGCGGCAUGGGCAAAAGAGGAUCUCCUUAGAGAACAAAGUAAAGAACUACAAACUUACAGGAGAGAGAGGGAUAGCACUGAAGCCGAAAGAUCUCAGCAUAUUAAACAAAUUCAUGAACUCCAAGAGCAUUUUCAAGAGAAGGAGCGCCAGUUCAUGGAAUUGCAGGAACAG
Nicotiana tabacum (common tobacco) is the source of this 433-nucleotide messenger RNA. NCBI's taxonomy places the organism in Eukaryota, Viridiplantae, Streptophyta, Magnoliopsida, Solanales, Solanaceae. The record is from RefSeq and is a predicted model, not a curated record.